Molecule: messenger RNA, 4620 nt
Organism: Peronospora farinosa
Lineage: Eukaryota; Oomycota; Peronosporomycetes; Peronosporales; Peronosporaceae
Source: the annotation of a GenBank genome assembly
AUGCGCACAUCAGACGGCGCUACUGUCCAUAUUACGUGGAGCAAGGAAGUAGCAAAAGAACCUGUGAAAGUAAUCUGCAUGUAUCAAGUUGGCAAUUGCGGCCCUGCUCAAAUGUCACUGUUGGGAACAAUUGAGUUUGAGCCAGGCUUCGUGGUACGCAAGCUUGCGACGGUUAAGAUUGAGACGGUAGUCGCAAUCCUCGUGAAGGAGGACAAAACCCUAGUACGCCGAAAUCAGUUUUCGCAAUCAAAUGUAUCAGCCGCACCACUACAUGUAGAUGUGCGAAUAUUCCCACGUGCCUGCUCGCUGUGCUCAAUUCGAGCGAGUGAUCGACGGGUUGCUUUCUUGUUUGGAGUUGGUGAAGGAAGCCUCGGAUCAAUUGCGUUUUGCAGAUUCAAUGAGUCGUUCACUAGUGUCGAAGCAACGCAAACUAUCGAUAUUGGCGCAUCGUUCGGCAUGGCUGGCCCUCUAGUCGACAUCCUACUGACAGAGCGUUCACUGUGUGUUGUGGACGAAAACGGAGAUAUCCAGUCGUUCGAUGUACGAACUCGACGAACCUCGAAGAAAGCUUCAUGCGGUAACAACAACGUUGAUGGCGACGGCAACUGGGUGGGCGGAUUGCUGAGCUUUGCAGAUGAACUUGUUGUAGGGCGGGCCAAACUCGUUGGAAAAAAGCAGCUGUGCGUAUGCUCCAUUUCCAACGAAGAUCAUCGAGCGCUCCCUUCUGCGGUUCUCGGAAUGGAUAUGCCAUCGACGGAGCUUGCAGUUGGUAGUAUGGGUGACGUGCUGUACGUGGUUAGCGCUAGCGAUGGCACCAUUUACUCGUCACAGCUGAGUGUUACUGUUAGAAGUGAUGCGUAUCGCAUUCAGCGUUCUGGCAAUGGUGCGAAAAGUAGUCAAGGAUGCCUACAAGCUAAUCAGAAAGGGACUGCUACUCAACACUGGCUGCGGCUCUUUUACCACGUAUUUGAAAAAUUUCCCGUGCGAAGUCUUAUCGACAUGUCGAUGAGCCCUGACAAAUUAUUCUCUCUUACCUUGGAAAUUGCAGCUGACGGACAUAGUGAGGAGAAUCAUUUUGCGACGAGUGAUGCAAAAGCAGUGUGUGUGGAGUAUCUUAAUCGUGUGAUGGUCGACUUGCGUCGUCUUAACAAACCUCUGUGUGGACUGGACUUGGUAAAAAACUUAACUUACCGAUGUUCUGAGCUGACUGGAAAUCACACUUGUCUCCAGUUCACAUCGAUGCAGCGUUUUGUUCUAGCACUUGUUUCGUUUGUUCCUGUCCAGAUAUGUCGAGCAGAAGACAACAUGCUCCGACUGCUGCAAAACGGCCAAAAUAUCGCAAAUAGCGCCAAGAGUUUCAGUCCAACAAAUUCUGGUGACGAAGGUGAUGCCAGUGGAACCGACGCAGCGAAGAUUGCACAAACCAUCCGCUUUGGCUUACUCUCUCCACUUCUAGAGUCAUGGAAUGGUCGAUGCGUUGUCGUUACGUCGAUGGGAAAGCAGUCCACCGGAAAAAGUUACUUUCUGAAUCAUCUUACAGGUACGUCGUUUGCCAUUUCAGGCUCACGUUGCACAGAUGGAGCUUGGAUGUCGCUUCGAUUUGUGUCUGCAGAGUUGCUGCUUGUUAUACUAGACUUCGAGGGUUUGGGAUCUUUUGAGCGUUCGGAACAGGAAGAUGUCUUCUUGUCGGUUUUAAAUGCAUCGGUGUCUUUGUUCACGGUCUUCCGGAUGGAAAGUCGAUUUGAUAAAGACAUUGAUGGUUUGUUCUCUCGUUUUCAAAAGGGUGUUCAGCUCAUUAAGAACGACCCACGGCUUUUUCGUGGAUUGUUGUACAUGAGCGUUAAGGACGUCAAUAUGAACGACCGACAAGGCGUCGUUGACGAGCUCGUGGCAAAGCUGGACGCGAUUUUCGAGGCCAAUAAGGAUCAUAAUUUCUUGACGGAAAUGUAUACCGGACAGUUAGAAAUCAACUGCACACCUCCAUUCGGUACGAUGGAUUACUAUCAAUGUAUGGAGAAUGAGGCAGCGCAAGCUCUAUGUAGUAUUGUGUUUCCUUCCGAAGGUGUGCGAACAGGUUUUGUAACAGGCAAGGCUUUUCUGGAUUGCGUACGGAUCGUCUUGGCAAAAAUCUCAAUCUUAGACUGGACAGGUAUGGUCAAAAGCACGCAAAAUUUGGUGGUCGCCGACACAAAGCAGAAGCUCCCUGGAAUACUUCGUACAGGCUGUCACGUUUCGCAACCUUUGGUGGCCGACAAGAUCAUUCCUUCGCAUCUGAAGGAAGAUGUUUUGCAAUGGAUGGCGCUCAACGAUGUUGUACCUCUGGACAGCAUCAGAGAUGAGGAAUUUGAUAUGGGGUUUGAUGUGACCUCACUUACCGGCAAAAACUUGAAAAUUUUGCAGAAGGCGAUUGGUUUGCAUUUCCAGUUUUUGCUCGAUCUACGUGGCAAAGCUUAUGGGACUUCCAAGCUUUCAACGGAAGAUCAAAGUGAUUUUGAUGCCUUUGAAGCCUUCGUAUUGCACCGACGAAAGAAGAAGGUAUCCCUCUGGCUUUUCGGCUCGCUGGGUGAUCAUUUGGCGGCGGUGCGAUCACAGCUCGAACAGCGUUACGCAGAGCCGCUAAUACUUUACAUGUCACGAUGCCAGCAGAGAUGCAUAUGGUGCCAACUUGGAUGUAUGUACUCUGUGACCCACUCGCCCGAGACUGAGCAUAACUGCUGCAUGGACCACAAGUGUCGGGGCCAGUGUGAGUAUGGCGAAUGCCAAACCGAUUUUGAACCUGCGCGAGUUCCCGCGUGCUCUCGAAGUGCAGGACACGAGGGGAAAUGUGAAUGCGAGAAAGGAGAACAUACGUGCGGGCAGCCGUGUUUACUCAUCCGUGCAUCAAAUUGCGACAAGACAUGUGCCAAGCGAGCUGAACACUCUGGUGACCAUUCCUGCUCCGUUCAGGUUCAUAUCUGUGGCGUGACGUGUUCUGCUACAACCUGUACUGCGACUUGUUUGCUAGACGUUCAACGAGAUCACUCAGUGCACAAGUGUGCUGAGGUACAAUGCUUCCAUCCGUGCAUGAUGGAGGGAUGCAAUAAUAUGUGUAGCGAAAAGAACCAUUUCCAUGGGCAACAGGUCGAGUCACGUGCAUUUGCGAAGGAAAACAGUACGGCGGGCGUCGGUGAUCUCUCGAAUAAUGCCGUGGUUACGCACAUGUGCCGCUGCAGCCACGCCUGCGGAGAAAUGUGUACUGUGGAAGGUAUUUGCGAACAAAAAGUUCACUUGAAGAAAUCUGCUCGCACGUACACGGGUGCACGUGGAUCGUUCGAAUAUAUUUAUCAGGAGAUGAAUGGCUGCAAAAAGCGCUGCGCUUACGUAAAACCUAGCGGUGAAGUGAAUCACGAGGGACUUGACCAUACUUGUCUAGUUGAGACCAAUGAAGAAAAGAACGAGCAGCAUACUGUCCACUAUUGUGACGCGCGAUGCCCUUCGUGCAACUAUUACUGCAACAAACACUAUGGCCACAUGGAAUUGCACGCCACUUCCCACGGUAAUAUGCGGCAGACAUACUUCAUUGCAAAAGGGAAUGACAUUGAUGUGGAAGAUCGAAAGUACCAAGUUGGCGAGCGUGGCAUUGCCGAGAUGUGCAAUCUCUUUUGCGCAAAAGUUGGACGCGGUCAUGUCCAUUAUCUCUCCUGUGAGAGCAUCGAUGACGAGAAAUGUGUUUACACAUCAGGCGCCAGCAAAGAUCAUCGCCGUCACUGUGUCGAUAAGUUGUUUCCACCCCCAGGCCGGAAGAUGGAUGAGUUAUUGCACGCUCAGUUCUGGACAGCCAUUGGUUGGGAAGAUCCGUGCAGCGAAGAGGAGCGUAGUGUCUUUGCUAAGUGUGCAUUCCAGUGCAAUGCACCUGAACAUGAAGCAGACGGAAAACUUUCUUACUGCGUCCUGAAUGCUUGGCACGAACCUGAAUUCAAAGAUGACGGAGCUAAUGAUGGUUUUGCUUACGUCGAUGGGCACAAGUUUGGUUGUGUGCACGCUGUCGACACGAGUAAAUUCCACAGCAUCUUUGUUUUGGACAGCUCCGGGUCAAUGCGUGGCAAGCCGUGGAGAGACUUGCUGUGCGCUUGCAACGAGUUUGGCAACAAUCGUUUAAGUGAUGGAGGGGAGGACGAUUUAGUUUCCUACAUUACAUUUGAUGGUACGAGUGACAUUGUUUGCGAAGGUGAGCCUUUACCAGAAGCCUUGAAGUUGGUAGUGCCGUUUACGGGGGGACUCACUAGCUAUCGUGAAGGCCUGCGAGCUGCUAAUGAAGUUCUAUCACGCAACAAUUUUGAGGAGUUCAAGAGCGUGUUGAUUUUUUUUUCGGACGGCCUUCCACACGAUAUCGACUCGGGCAUUACACUUGCUCGACAUAUUCGCUCUACGUACGCCAAGUAUGACUUGAAAGCUUUUGUUGUUGGUUUUGGACGCGUGGAUUUGUCGGUACUACAACGUUUAGCAGUCGAAAUCGGUGGCGAGUAUCAACAGGUAUUGAAUGCCAGUGCAUUGAAGACUGAGUUUCAACGGAUCGCUGCAGUUCUGUGCAACAGUGAGGCGAGCCUCGCGGUGCUGGAGCCGAAUACUAAUUCUGCGUGA